This is a messenger RNA of Scheffersomyces amazonensis, 352 nucleotides long. RefSeq lists its product as uncharacterized. The record is from RefSeq and is a predicted model, not a curated record. Bases 96 to 287 code for a protein of 63 amino acids. Lineage: Eukaryota; Fungi; Ascomycota; Pichiomycetes; Serinales; Debaryomycetaceae. The transcript has a single exon.
CGCAGACUCGUUAGUGCGGCACGGGAUGUCGUGGGGUUUCACUAGUGUAAUAGGUAUUAGUAGCGGGGGGAAUUGUCUGUACUAAAUGGGCUUCAAUGGGGUUUGAAGUUGGUUUACGACGGUAUGAGUGUGUUGGAGUUCUUCUACGAUGUUCUACUAUGUUCUACUAUGUUUUGGUGGGGUUUUGUUGUGGCUCUGUUCAGCCGUAUUCACAGUUCUGUUGUAUUCUAAUCAUCUGGCUAAUCAUCUCCCUCGUCGCGACAUUGUCCCAAGUCCCAAUCGGGUAAUAACGUCUGUCUCUUUACCUAAUCGGGCAAUGGACCAUGAAUAAAAGCAGGGUCAGAUUUAUCUA